This is a messenger RNA of Trichosurus vulpecula (common brushtail), 2440 nucleotides long. It is a transcript of the gene IFRD1, whose product is annotated as interferon related developmental regulator 1. The transcript is spliced from 12 exons. The record is from RefSeq and is a predicted model, not a curated record. Bases 277 to 1608 code for a protein of 443 amino acids. NCBI's taxonomy places the organism in Eukaryota, Metazoa, Chordata, Mammalia, Diprotodontia, Phalangeridae. Gene Ontology annotation, cellular component: nucleus.
GACAAGCGGUCCCGGUACAUAAGGCGUUGUGGCCCCUGACCGCCCCGCCUUAGCUCCCGCGCUAGAGAGAAACAUGUAUCGAUUUCGCUCACAGCUCUUCACGGGGAUUUCUGCUGCCGCCAUCGCCCACUCUUCCCCUCGUCGCUUCUCGCCUUUGUUGUUAGCCGAAGAUUUAUCUCUUAGCCACCCGCCGCACAGACGCACGAGUAAAAAGUGCAGCUCCAUCGGCUGAUCCUCGCUGUGCUUCCGACUCCAGGCGGCACCGGGCGUCCCACGAUGCCGAAGAAUAAGAAGCGGAACACUCCCCACCGCGGCGGCGGCGCAGGAGCAGCGGCGGCGGCAGCAGGUGGCCAACAUCGAAAUGUGCAGCCUUUUAGUGAUGAAGAUGCAUCAAUUGAAACUAUGAGCCAUUGCAGUGGUUUCAGUGAUCCUGCUAGCUUUGCUGAGGAUGGGCCAGAAGUCCUUGAUGAAGAAGGAACUCAGGAAGAUUUAGAAUACAAACUGAAGGGAUUAAUUGACCUUACAUUUGACAAAAGUGCGAAGACAAGGCAGGCUGCUCUUGAAGGCAUUAAAAAUGCAAUGGCUUCUAAAAUUCUUUAUGAAUUUAUUCUGGAGAGAAGAAUAACAUUAACAGACAGCAUUGAACGCUGCUUAAAAAAAGGAAAAAGCGAUGAACAGCGUGCAGCUGCAGGACUGGCAUGUAUUCUUUGUGUGCAGCUGGGGCCUGGAAUUGAAAGUGAAGAGGUUUUAAAGACUCUUGGACCUAUUCUAAGGAAAAUAAUUUGUGAUGGAACAGCUAGUAUCCAGGCUAGACAGGCUUGUGCAACUUGCUUUGGAGUUUGCUGUUUUAUUGCCACAGAUGACAUUACUGAAUUAUAUUCAACUAUGGAAUGUUUGGAAAAUAUCUUCACCAAGUCAUAUCACAAAGAGAAAGACACCAAUGGCAUCUGCAGCACCCCUAAUACAGUGCUUCAUAUCAGCUCUCUUUUAGUGUGGACGUUGUUAUUGACUAUCUGCCCAGUCAAUGAAGUGAAGAAGAAGAUUGAGAUGCAUUUACACAAACUUCCGAGCUUGCUCUCUUGUGAUGAUGUAAACAUGAGAAUUGCUGCUGGUGAAGCUUUGGCUCUUCUUUUUGAACUUGCAAGAGAGACUGAUAAUGAUUUUUAUUAUGAAGACAUGGAAUCUUUGACUCAGAAGCUCAGAGCUUUGGCUACCGAUGGGAAUAAACACAGAGCCAAAGUUGACAAAAGGAAACAGCGGUCUGUCUUCAGAGAUGUUCUGAGAGCUGUGGAGGAGCGUGAUUUUCCAACAGAAACUGUUAAAUUUGGACCUGAACGUAUGUAUAUUGAUAGCUGGGUCAAAAAACAAACUUAUGACACUUUUAAGGAGAUUCUGGGAACAGGGAUGCAGUAUCAUCUACAGUCAAAUGAAUUUCUUCGGAAUGUAUUUGAGCUUGGACCACCAGUGAUGCUUGAUGCUGCAACUCUUAAAACAAUGAAAAUUUCUCGUUUUGAAAGGCAUUUAUAUAACUCUGCAGCAUUUAAAGCUCGAACAAAAGCUAGAAGUAAAUGCCGUGACAAGAGAGCAGAUGUUGGUGAAUUCUUUUAGAUUUCUGCUAUUUGAAGACAACUACUCAUUUCCUAAUUCAAGAUCUUUUCUAUAAUUUCCAAAGUAUUUAACAAUUUUUAUCAUGGGGUGGGUGGGGGGACAGUGUGCACAUAUAACUUAGAUAAAUUUUGUAAUAGGGCCUAAAUUCCUUAUAACAUUUAUUAAUACUGUAUAACAUUUAUUAAUGCAGUAUUGCAAAUGAGUGUAAUUAUUGAAGCUUCUUUGUACAUAAAAUUAGUAAACUUUUAAUAAAGUUUUUAUAAUAUUUGAUCAGAAUCCAUUUAUGAAGCAGGGCAAAAAUUCUCAUGGUUCACAUCAAAUAAUUCUUUGACUGAAAAGGGCAUGUUAUAAAUUGCACAAGGUUUUAUAUAUACAUACAUAUAUAUGCAUACACAUACAUACACACGUGUGUGUGUGUGUGUGUGUGUGUGUGUAUAAAAUCUCUUAGACUCUUUGGUGUCCAAAAAUGUUAAUUGACUAUUACCAAUACAAAUCCCUACCCCUUAGGGUUUAUAAAAUUCUGCCAUAAGGUAGAAAAAUAGUGACCUAAUUCUGAAAGUUUCUUAGUCUCUUAAAAAGCUGCUAUAUUUGCCCUUUAAAUGGAAUUUGAUAAUUGUAAUUGUUCAGUUGGCAGACUGGACUUAUAAGGAAUUCCAUUGCACAGUAUGUGCAGACUUUCAGCUAUACAAAGGCAUUAGACAAUAGUGCUCUUGGUAUUUAUGAAAUGUUCUAUGCCAUAUCACUUAUUAAACAUCUUUAGAAGCAAUAACACUGAUUUUAUCUCCUGUGUAAGACCAUGUGUUCAUUGCUUUAAAAUAAAAGUCUUUUCUCA